UCUACCGACAUAACAUAUUGGCGACGAGGAAUGGCUUUACUUGGAAUUUCGCCGCCCCCGGCAUUCCUACAGAAUCCCGGUGCACCUACGAUCCCGCUGGAGUCCUGGAUACGUAUGUUUGAGAACUACGUGCUGGCGUUAGCCGACGACAUGGAGGACAAGAGGAAACGCGCGCUGCUGAUUCACACGGUGGGCACGGAAGCUCAGCGCAUUUUCUACACUUUGCCGGAUACUGGUGACUCCUAUGCGGCUGCCCUGCAGGCAUUGAAGACGUUUUUUAUACCCAAGUUAAAUACGGUGGCUGAGAGGAACAAAUUUCGUCAGAGGGCUCAGCGUGUCGGUGAGUCGACUGCUCAGUAUGCUGCUGCUUUACGAGAGCUCGUUACGACAUGCGACUUUGGCGCGUUAGCGGAUGACAUGAUUCGUGAUCAAAUCGUGGAAAAGACAAAUAACAGGAGGAUCAGAGAACGCCUGCUUAUGGAAGAUAACCUUACUCUACAGAAGACUCUUACAAUGUCUGCUCAGAUUGAAAGUGCCCUGGCUGAGGCGAAGGCUAUGGCUACACCAGCCGGUGAAGCUGUGGUUGGCAUGGUGCAGGGUUCUUCCACCGGCGGUGGGAGAUACAGACACGGUCAUGGCCGCCCAUCAUCUAAAGCACCCCCAGCAUCAUCACAGAGAGUCCCCACCAACGGUCCUGGGUUUGCCGGUAAGACAUGCUACCGCUGUGGAUCUUCUACACAUAUUGCAAGUUUUCCUAAAUGGCCCGCUAAAGCAGCCACAUGCAGAAAAUGCAGUAAACAUGGACAUUUUGAGAGAGUCUGCAGGAGUGGAACUGUUUUAAAUAAAAUGCGGGAAGUGUCGAUUGAACAGACCGACACAGUUAAAAUCCUACAGGUGGAAGAAGAGGAUGUGACCAGCCUUAACAACAGGCUGAUGUGCAAAGUCUCUAUGUGUGCACCUGAGGGACCUACAAUUACUGUUGACUUGCUGGUUGAUACUGGAUCAGCAGUUUCCAUUCUUCCUAUGCACCUGUACCAGAAGCAUUAUGGACACAUUCCUCUGUCCACUGCAAAAAAAAGACUAGUUACUUAUUCUGGACAACCCAUCUCUGUACUAGGCUGCUUGGAGCUGACAGUGACAUGUGGAUCAAGCUGUGCUACCGUAAUUGUAUACGUGGUGUCAAGUGGAAACCCGCUUUUGGGUUUGGAUCUUUUCAAUGCUCUGAACCUAUUUAUCAAAGAUGGACAGGUCAGUGCACCAGUACUUUCUCCUACUGCGCCUCCUGCUUUACAACAUCCUUCAGCCUUUGUACAGUACACAGCCCCUACCACCAACCUCGAGGUACUUCAAGAAAUCUCUGACCAACUGGGGCUAGUGACAGGUUUUGCCCACAAGGUGAAAGUAAGACCUGAAGUUCGCCCUGUCCAGCAAGUUACGCCGUCUGCCGUUUGCUGUGCGUGAUGCAGUCUCCCAGGAACUACAGAGAUUGGAACAUGAAGGCGUCAUUGAACGGAUUGACUCAUCUCCAUGGGUUUCACCUAUCGUGGUAGUGAAACGAAAGUCUGGCCGCAUCCGAUUGUGUCCGGACCUGAGGGAGCCAAAUAAAGCAGUGGUCAUCGACAGCCAUCCGCUACCACACAUUGAAGAGGUGUUCCAUGAGCUACGUGGGGCGCGGAUGUUCUCCACCAUAGACUUGCAGAAUGCUUACUACCAAGUACCCCUUCAUCCUGAAAGCAGGGACCUUACUAGCUUCAUUACACACGAGGGACUGUUCCGUUUUACCAGAGUACCUUUUGGGUUAGCUUCAGCUCCCAGUGCUUUUCAAAGAAUGAUGACACAGAUUUUGUCAGGUUUGGAUGGAGUUCAAUGUUAUUUGGACGAUGUGAUUGUGUUUGCUGACACGUCUGAUCUUCAUGAGAAACGGUUGAAAGCUGUGCUGCACCGACUGUGCAGUAGUGGCCUGAAGCUUAACAUGGAGAAGUGUCUAUUCAGACAAACUGAACUGUCAUUUUUGGGACAUAUUGUCUCUGCUGCAGGUAUCAAACCAAACCCUGACCACAUCAGCGCUAUCAUAGAGGCUGCUUCUCCUUCUGAUGCAACAACUCUACACUCUUUCCUGGGCCUUACAGGGUGGUAUUCAAAGUUCAUUCCCAACUACGCUUGUGUUGUGGAACCACUUCGUGCCAUACUGCGUAAAAACGCAGACUUUAAAUGGACUGAGGAGGCACAAGUGGCUUUUGAAAACUCUAAAGAACUGAUAGCUACUAGCUCUGCACUCUCGCUGUUUGACCCAGCUCUUCCCACCAUAGUCACCACAGAUGCAUGUGAUUAUGGUAUUGGCGCAGUACUUACUCAGUUACAUGGGGACACAGAAAAUACAGUUGCGUUUGCGUCGAGGUCUCUUAGUGAGUGCGAAAGGAAGUACUCUAUUGUUGAGAAAGAGGCGCUCGCCUGUGUUUGGGCUGCUGAACGCUGGCGCACAUAUUUGUGGGGUAAACACUUCACUCUGCGCACUGACCAUAGCCCACUUACUACGGUGCUGUCGACUAAAGGUUUUGGACGAGCAGGAAUGCGGAUUGCUAGGUGGUCAGCUAGCCUCAUGUGUUUCAACUACACGGUAGAGUACAAACCUGGUCGUGAGAAUGUUGUUGUGGACUGUUUGUCUCGUUUACCUGUCUCUUCUCCUCCAUCACACGAGUUAGAGGAGGACAUGGUAGCACUAGUGGCUAGUGUGGACUUUUACGCCAUCACGCUUAUAGACUACUACAGUAAGUGGCCUGAAGUAGCAUUUCUUUCGAACGUGACAACGGCGACUGUAAUUUCUUUUUCGACAACUGUGUUCAGCCGUGAGGGUAAUCCCCUUGAAUUAGUGACUGAUAAUGGUUCUUGUUUUGUUUCGGCCGAGUUUGAGGAUUUCUUAGCUACACGGGACAUUACGCACUGCCGCAGCUCCAACUACUACCCUCAGAGUAAUGGAGAAAUAGAGAGAUGGAACAGGGUGUUUGUAAACUGCUUACAAACCGCAGACAUUCAAGGUCAGCCGUGGCUGUCCUACGUUGCUGACUUUCUCCUUGCCUAUCGUUCCACCCCUCAUGCAAUAACUUCAGUCUCUCCAGCUGAACUGCUGCAUGGCCGUCCCAUUCGCACUAAACUUAACAUAAAAAACCUGGCUUCUCCACGUGCAUCUUCUCAGAUGAAAUGUGGGGCCUUAAGCGAUACGGUUGCGAGACGUCAAUCUAAGAUUAAACAGUACACAGACAGGCGCCGUGCUGCACGGGUUGCUGACUUCCAAUGUGGUUCUUAUGUGCGGAUUAAGAAACCUGGGUUUGUGAAGAAGGGCUGCUCCAAGUAUACACAGCCGCUUCAAGUUGUAGCACAGAAAGGAACUUCAACCUUCAAACUCUCAGAUGGCAAGGUGUGGAAUGCCAUCCACUUGUCCCCAGUCGCUGCUCCUUUCGCUACAGAGACUCAUGACAGUUCUGUACAGCCAGAGGAGUUGUACUGUUCAUCUUCUGCCCCGUUACCGUCUCAGACGAGGCGCCGGUGUGGUCGCAGGCAGAUUCGGCCUCCAACCUGGCUCAGUGAUUACGUGACUUAAGCUUUGUUUUCACGGGGACGACAGGUUGCGAUGAACAGUAACAAAUGUUUAUGUUG
This is a messenger RNA of Oryzias melastigma (Indian medaka), 3654 nucleotides long. RefSeq lists its product as uncharacterized. Gene Ontology annotation, molecular function: aspartic-type endopeptidase activity; zinc ion binding; nucleic acid binding. Gene Ontology annotation, biological process: proteolysis. The record is from RefSeq and is a predicted model, not a curated record. NCBI's taxonomy places the organism in Eukaryota, Metazoa, Chordata, Actinopteri, Beloniformes, Adrianichthyidae.